Messenger RNA from Chiroxiphia lanceolata (lance-tailed manakin), 3998 nucleotides. RefSeq names its product histamine H3 receptor-like. The transcript is spliced from 3 exons. The record is from RefSeq and is a predicted model, not a curated record. Gene Ontology annotation, cellular component: membrane. NCBI's taxonomy places the organism in Eukaryota, Metazoa, Chordata, Aves, Passeriformes, Pipridae. Gene Ontology annotation, molecular function: histamine receptor activity. Gene Ontology annotation, biological process: adenylate cyclase-activating adrenergic receptor signaling pathway. Bases 64 to 1269 code for a protein of 401 amino acids.
CUUUUUGGAUAACUCUGCCAGAUACAACUUUCUUCCCAGGCUGAACUGACGGGGAUACACAACAUGCACAACAGCACUGCCAGAACUCUGCAUGUGGCUGCAGUGUGUAAUGAGACUCUGCCCACCCAGUCACCGAGCUCUGAGUUUUCCCUGGGCGUGUUGGUGCUGCUGGCUUUCCUCAUGGUGUUGCUAUGUCUGGUCACCAUCCUUGGAAACAUCCUGGUGAUCCUUGCUUUCAUCCUGGACAGAAACCUCAGGCAUCGGAGUAACUAUUUCUUUCUCAAUCUUGCUGUUUCUGACUUUGCAGUGGGUGUGUUCUGUAUGCCUUUGUACAUCCCUUAUGCCCUGACAGGGACGUGGCACUUGGGACAAGGCCUGUGCAAGGUCUGGCUUGUUAUGGACUAUCUCGUGUGCACAGCUUCAGUGUUUAGCAUCGUCCUUAUCAGCUACGACCGUUUCCUGUCAGUUACAAAAGCUAUAUCUUACAGAGCCCAGCAGGGAAUAACCUCCAACCCUGCCAUCAAGAUGGUGGCCAUAUGGGUCUUAGCCUUUCUCCUCUAUUGUCCAGCAAUCCUCUUUUGGGAGCACGUGGCCGGACACAGCGCAGUAGCGGCAGAUCAGUGCUACGCCGAGUUCUACAACAACUGGUACUUCCUUCUGUGUGCAUCCACCCUGGAGUUUUUUGUGCCACUGCUCCUGGUGAUCUACUUCAAUAUGCACAUCUUCCACAGCAUCCAGAGGCGCCAGCGGCAAGGCAGUGUGCAGGACUGUGAGCCUCCAAGGAGCAGCAGCCUGUCCUGGAGAUUUUGCCCUUUGCCAAGGUCAGGGGCAUCUUCUUCCUCGGAAGCAGAGGACAGUGUUUCAUCGCUAACGAGGUCGUGGAGACCAGCAGUGAUGGCUAACUGUCCAUCUAGAACAGAAACCAGUCCUACAGCUCUCAAAAGGAACUUUUCUGUUUCUUUCCAUUCAAGGACUGGGUCAAAACUGCAGCGGGACAAAAAAAUCGCAAAGUCACUUGCCAUAAUUGUCUGUGUGUUUGCCGUUUGCUGGGCCCCAUACUCUUUAUUAAUGAUUGUUCGUGGGGCCUGCCAAGGAAAGUGCAUCCAUAACUCCUUGUAUGAAGCAGCCUUUUGGCUUUUAUGGAUCAAUUCCUCUUUGAACCCAUUUCUCUACCCUCUCUGUCAUAUGAAGUUUCGAAUGGCUUUCAUAAAAAUAUUGUGUCCCAAAAAGUUUGCAACAUUGAGAUCAGGUAACACACCUUCUCUUUAGAGAGUUAAAAUAAAUGUGUUAACAAUAAGGUUCCUCUGUUAUUUAGUGGUAUUUUUUUAUAUGUAUCUUCAGCAUAAACAGAGAAAAAACCCAUUUGUUUACUGCAGCAGAAUUAUAUAUUUGCCCUGAUAUUGCUAAUUUUUAGAAUCUUGUUUUUGGUUUUGCUAGAAUGGCACCAGAUUAAUCACCAUCUGGUGCACUGAAAAGAGUAAAAAAUUUUCCAGAUGUCCUCUUGGUUUGUGAGUGUGAGGUAAUUUUUUUUUUCCACUUUUUUUUCCGCUUUGUUUAAUGUAUAGUGCUGGCACUGUGAAAGAACUCUUUACAGAUAUCUCUGUAGAAGUUCACUGGAGGGAAAUAUCAGCUUUUGUAUGUGUUGAAGUAAAAUUUAUGUCCUAUUUGUGAGCCUAAAGCUCUCAGAGAAGAAACAGUUCUGCUACAUUUUUGCAAGUAUAUAAAUACAGAAGCAGUAUAAUUUCAUUUUAUAAGCUGUUAUGAAUACAAGAUAGUGCCCUGUAGUUAUUAGAAUUCCCACAGUGAGCAAUGUGCAAGAGAGUGGACUGCCUAAUCUACCGUAUCUGUCCUUUUCUAAAUUUAAAAUAGUUCAUGCCUGGUGUUGCAGGACACAGUACAUGUAAGUUAGUCAUUCUGAAUGAUUUUCAGAGAAUGAAAUUUUCCGUGGAAAUGGAAUUUUGAGAUUGGUUAUCAAAAUUGUCGCAGACAUAAAUGGUUGUUAGUCUUUUCACCCAUACUGUCUUUUGUCCUGACACUCUCUUUGGUCAUGCUUAAAUGAUAUUUAGUGCCAGAUCUGUGCAGUAUUUGAUGGCCUGAAAGAUAGGCCAGGCUUGGGCACAUGAUCGCAUUCCUGUUGAAUUAGCAGAGCAAGCAAUGCUAAGUUCAUGCUGGAUUUAUCAUUUUGGCUGUCUGUGCGAGAAUAGACAAUAGCCUCUCCAGUGUGAAGCUUUGCAAGUGCAAAGGUAUUCCAUCAAAAUGUCUGGAACAAAUUUGAUCCGACAGAGUGAUUUUUAUACUAGAUCAGUCUUUGUGCCCUAUUACUGUGACAUUAAAUGGAUUUUCUCUGCCACAGAACAAGUAUCAAACUGGAUUUUUUUUAUCAGUGAGCGGGGUCUGUAUUCAAUGCUUGAGAAUGGGAUUUACAGAGGUCUGAAAGCUGACACAGAGGUGUCUUAAGCAGCUGUUAACAAAUAAAGCAGUUGAAUGUGCAGUGCUGAAAGGAGUGGGUAGAUGUGUUGGAGAAGGCAAUGGAGCUUGAUUACAACCCAUUCCAUGUGCCAAACCUUCUUACCUUGUGUUGAGUGUUGCAACUCACCUAGAAGGCUUUCAUGGAUGGGUAAGUGAGAGUCACUAGUUAAAUUUUUUUCUCUCCUUUUAUGUAAUUUUCUUCCUCUUUGUGUGUGUAUAUGCAUAGAUAUAAAUGUAUAAAAUAUGGGAAGAGAAAUCUGAUGCACAGAACAAUGAAGAGCAGUAAUCCAUUUAAAUAGUUUUUAAAUUAAUUUGAAAAUGGCUGUAGAAGUAUUGCAACAGCACAGUACUCCUUUGCAAGCACAAUUCAAAUGCAUAUAAGCAGCUUAAUCAUAGCACAAAAGUUGAUGGCUUUGAAGAGCUGAAAUGUCAUUCUAUUCAGAGGUCUGGAACUGAAGACUUCUCUUGAUAGUUUUCACACUGGUGGAUGAUUAUCUUUCAACAUUCUUCCUCUUUAUGCUUUCUUGCUUCACAUGGAUAGUGUUCUGGAUUGUGAGCCUGAUUUCUAACAGAGAUACAGCUUCAGGAGGAGGUCAUUGAUUCAGCCCAGCUGUUUUUACUGUCAUGAGCUAAGGUGCUGGCAUACGUUUUGUGCAGUUUUUCACAGAAUCACAGAAUCUUUUCUGUGAGGCUUAAAAAAUCCAAACACACACACAGAGUUAAAACAUUUAUAGAAUAGCUGGUGCUCUAAGCAUCUGUUAAACAGAUAAACUGAAGGUAGGCCCCAAAUGGGAAAGUAUUUGAGUUGCCUGGUUUUCUACCCCUAUGCUUUUAAUAUAAAUAUUCUGUUUGCAUUUUGUGAUUAAAGAAUGUGUUGCUUGUUCUGGAAAAAUUACCUACAAAAUUAUUGACUAGGUAAAUUGAAUCCACAUUGUGCAGUGCUGGGAAACUAGUUUGUCAGGGAGUUUGCCAGGGAGAACAAUGUGCAGCAAAUUUGAAACAACAUAAAGUAGGGAAGCUACUGGAGAUCACUGUUCUUUAGUUUCUGUAUUACACACAGUGUUCAAACUGUUUUGUCCCACCAUUCCUGUAUACUAGAAGAAUUUGUUCUAUUUUUCUAAUUGUUGAAAAUUUUGCUUAGUGCUCACAGAGUAGGUCAAGCACUUGUUUGUUUUGCUCACAUCAUUAAAGCUGUCUUAGUCAAGGUGGCAUUGUGAGUCUUCUCCCUAUUGGACAUUUUCCAGAGUUAUGAUAUUUACUCAGCAUCUGUUCUUAUAACCUGACUCAAACGGGCUUUGUUUGCCAAAGGGUUUUCUGAGCCAAGUCUCUAUCCAGUCACCCAUUUCACAUCCUUGAAUUUUCUUCUGUCUUUGCAGAUGUCCAAUAGGCCUUGUAAAUACAUAGUUACAGUCGGUAUAUGACUUUGUGAGGUUCAACUCAAAAUACACCACUGUUUUUCUAAGUUAACCCUCUCAGGUUUUAAAAAACAUCCAACAAAUAAAACAUACAUGUUGGAAGAAAUUGUGUUA